Messenger RNA from Choloepus didactylus (southern two-toed sloth), 1760 nucleotides. It is a transcript of the gene POLR2K, whose product is annotated as RNA polymerase II, I and III subunit K. The record is from RefSeq and is a predicted model, not a curated record. Gene Ontology annotation, biological process: DNA-templated transcription. Bases 99 to 275 code for a protein of 58 amino acids. NCBI's taxonomy places the organism in Eukaryota, Metazoa, Chordata, Mammalia, Pilosa, Megalonychidae. Gene Ontology annotation, cellular component: RNA polymerase II, core complex; RNA polymerase I complex; RNA polymerase III complex. The transcript has 4 exons. Gene Ontology annotation, molecular function: DNA binding; zinc ion binding; DNA-directed RNA polymerase activity.
UCUGCGUAACGUGCGGGCGCCGGAAGUUGGCGCCAACUCAGCCACGAGUUUAUUUGUGUUCCGGGAGUGAGACGGUUUCUCCGUGCUGCGGACUAACAAUGGACACCCAGAAGGACGUGCAGCCCCCGAAGCAGCAGCCAAUGAUCUAUAUCUGUGGAGAAUGUCACACAGAAAAUGAAAUAAAAUCCAGGGAUCCAAUCAGAUGCAGAGAAUGUGGAUACAGAAUAAUGUACAAGAAAAGGACUAAAAGAUUGGUGGUUUUUGACGCUCGAUGAAAUGUGAAUUCAGAGAAACAUAUUCGCUUGUAGUUGAAUUUGCCAUUAAUGUUUUACAUUGUUGUAUAGCUUUUGGUUAGCGUAUUUAUCUUUAUGAAUACAACUACAUAUACACAAUUUCAUCUUAUCUCAUUUUUAAAAUUGUAUUUAGAUAUCUGUUAAUACUUUGUGUAGAGAAAUUUGUGGGGUGUUUUUUAGUUCCAUUACAUGACUUAUAAUUUAGUUUCAUUGUAUAUUUAAUCUGACACAUGGUAAGGUUAGAAUUGCUUUUCCUAAACCAUACUUUUAAUCAAAACCUAGAAUCACUGGGUCUUUUGUUAAAAGUACAGGUUUCUAGGGCACUUUGAGGGUCUGAUUAAGUAUGUUCUUUGGGAACUACUGUCCUCCAUCACCAGUUUACAGAGUUUGCAAACUUUGCAGUGUUAUUUGGUAGUGGGUAUACUAAUGUACUUGAUGUCAGUGUGCAUAUAUCAUUUAGACUUCUGUUUUUCAUGUAUUACCUGAUAUAUAGGACUUUCUGAAUUUCUACAUAAUGCUUGAUUAAGAUCUUGGGAGAGGGAAGAGAAAUUUUAAUCGUUUUUCUCUGUAAGGCAAAAUCAACUCCAAGCAAAGUGAGUGAAGCAGACCGUUAGGUGCAGUUUCCUGAGUAUAGUCAUUCAUUGUGGUCAAAAAUUCUGCUUUCAGAAUAUAAAAAAGAAUGGGGAUUGGUUUACACUGAAUUAUUGGAUAAAUGUUUAAAAUAUUUUGCCUCCAUCUUAAGAACAUGGAAUUGAUUCUCACAUCUGUACUCCAUCUAUUCCAAGAUUUCAUCAUUAUGGAAUGUCAUGUUGGCCUCCUUAACAUUUAUUUUAAAGAUUAGAUAUAUUCCAACUUUUAAUAGCCAUGUCUGUCUCUCUUUAAAAGAGUGCUUCCUUGAUCUAGGCUUUCCUUUAUGAUUUUUAUAAUUUUGUGAUUCUGUUAUGUUCCUUUUUGACCUUAUCCUUUUCACACAAGGGAAUCCUAAUAUAUGUACACUGUCUCCUUAUGACAGCCCCUUAAACAAAUAAACCCCAAGUGUAAUGUAGUUACACUUAACUGUUCUCAUUCAUCCUAGUUCUUUUGUGUAUUCAUCGUUUAUUUGAGUAUCAUUAUUUGUUUAAUUAGGCAGAUUGGUUUAAUGGGAAAAUAUUACAACUGGAACUCAAGACCUAUGUUUUCAGUCAGUCACUUAACCUCUUUGUGCCUCCUUUAAUUUGACCUCUUACCUACUUGGAUAUUUUUAUGAAAAAAAUGAGAAAAUAGAUGUAAAAUUGCUUUAAAAAGAUUCUUUUGAGUAGUACUCUGUAAAUACAAAAAUCAGUACAUUUGAGCUUGAAAUUGAUACAUAACUUGUUCCCUAUAAACUGCUUAACAACAACUGUGAACACUGAAUGGAAAAAAAAAAAAAGUACUGAAUGGAACUUAAAAUUGUAAGGUUCAGCCUUGCCUCUAAUUAGCUUAAUGAUU